This is a messenger RNA of Lithohypha guttulata, 1164 nucleotides long. RefSeq lists its product as uncharacterized. NCBI's taxonomy places the organism in Eukaryota, Fungi, Ascomycota, Eurotiomycetes, Chaetothyriales, Trichomeriaceae. The transcript has a single exon. The record is from RefSeq and is a predicted model, not a curated record. The coding region runs from base 1 to 1164 and encodes 387 amino acids.
AUGAAGAGCCCACUACCAAAGAACAAUCGCUUCUCAAACUUCCGCUUCUCACAGACCUCACUACGGUCACCAAUCUCACCACGAGCCACCAACUUUGGUAACAACCACGAGCAAUCACUCUCAAUCUGCCAUUCAGAUACAGCCUCUUCAUCCCCAACAGCGCGAGGCACACCAGACCCCGACGAAAAAGGUGCCAGUGUCGGCGUCGUCGUUGUCGAUUCGGAUAAUGCUCGUGCGUUGCGAACGCCGAAUGCCUUGCCAGAGGUAGCUCGCAGUCCAAUCACGCCUUGGCAGGCUACCUUUUAUCGUCAUGCUGCUAGCACGGAGCAAGAGACCACCUACCUGAAGCAUACUGCGUACUUGCGAUAUGCUCGAGUAGUGGUGACAGUAUUCCUUCUCGGAGCAUCUGCCACUCUCACAGGUCUCAAUUCAGACAUCCUCGCUCAAUACAACCGGACACAUCUUUCCCCAGCUUGGCACUUAUCGUUCUGGCCAACGGAUCUCGAUUUGGUCCCCACGUAUCUCAGCCUGAGCACCGGUGUCAUCACACUCUUCCUCGCCAUCGUCACUGUCAUCAUAAUAGCGCUCCCGAGCCCAAAUCCACGCACUACCCCCAAAACCGCCAUCUUUGCACCCACUUGCGUACUCUCCACGAUCCUAAGCUUCACGACCGUGGUCUACUCCGCCACCAGCAGUCCAGCAGCCAUCUUCUCCUCUUUCAUCAGCAAAACACUCACCUCUCUCGUCUCCACCACCGGUCCAGCCAACACGGUCGGCCUAACCGUCAAUGGGCACGGCACCAGCCCGAAACGCGAGACGAUCCAGUCAUUCACGUGUACCAUCUCUAAUACUGCAAGGGCAUUCAACAAGGACGCUUCACUGCUUCAGCUGCCUACACUCUCGGACAAGAACAGAUUUGUGCCUACUGGCUUCGGUAGGAUCUGUUCAGAGAAUCGAGCGAGCUUGGCUAUUGUGGUUGUGAUGUUGUGCGUUGGUGCUAUUGGUUUGGUGGUUGCUGGCUGUACCUGGAGUAUUGAGCGUCGAAUUGAGAGGUUGAGAGGUGAGAGAGAUGUGCUUGCGAGUAGGGAUGGGAGAGUCGAUGGUGCUGAUGUGCCGGAGAGUCUGGUCGGUAUGCCGGAGAAGGGGCGUGAUGAGAUGGUGUAA